Cryphonectria parasitica EP155 is the source of this 1072-nucleotide messenger RNA. RefSeq lists its product as uncharacterized. The coding region runs from base 214 to 435 and encodes 73 amino acids. The record is from RefSeq and is a predicted model, not a curated record. Gene Ontology annotation, molecular function: zinc ion binding. NCBI's taxonomy places the organism in Eukaryota, Fungi, Ascomycota, Sordariomycetes, Diaporthales, Cryphonectriaceae. The transcript is spliced from 2 exons.
CGUGACUACCUCGGCUUCCAACUAUUCUUAAGAGACGUCCUCCUCUUUUCGAAUCUCACCACCACCACCUCCUACCCUUCUCCUCAUCCUCCCACCCAACCACACACUAUCCCCCUCCUCUUCGACCAACCUCGGCCGACUUCUCUCUGUCGCCGUUCUCACACGAGCUGUCCCCCCACCACACUCAUACAACAACCAUCCAACCAGGCAAAAAUGGCCAAGCCCAGAUGCCCAGCCAAGAUCGAGGGCAAGGAGUGCCGGAAGCUUGCCCACCCCAUUGUCGGCAAGUGUGACGACUGCGGCAAGCUCUUCUGCAGCGCACACAGGUUCAUGGAGGAACACAACUGCGAGAUGGCCGAUGUGACCAAGACCAAGCUGUUCCAGGAGAACGCCGCUCAGCUCCUCAAGGAGCGUACACAGGUCGUCAGGAUAUAAGAUCAUGGUCCACCCAAAUAUACGAUCUACAAUGAGAAAUCUCGAAUGGUCGCCGUAUACGAUUUCAACAAGUCUCUAGACGAGUCACACAGCGCCCUCAAACUCACUUUCGAGAGAGUAAAAGGGAAAGAGACAGACCUCAUAUACUCUUGGACGACGUCAACACUAUACACACACACACACACACACAUAUACACACACCAGAAAACACGCAACACUGGCUGCGUGAGAGGGAACGGAUGAGGAUGAAACCUUCCACCCUCUUCUUUGUACCUUUAUCACCAUAAUUCACCCUGUUUACGCAUCGGCGCCUUUGGUGGAGGGAGGAGCCGGUUCUACCAAUUUACACUGAUUUUUUUUUAUUUAUUUAUUUGGUUUUAUGAGCGAGAUAUCUGUUGGCAUGGGAGGGUCUUUUUCAUCCUGCAUACUGCGCUGGUGAUAUGGACUGUUGCUUUAUUAGCCCAAGGGGCAGAGAUAGAUAAGAGAGACGAGGGCAUUACCAAGACGGGCGGGGGUAUGGAUGGAUUCGGCGGGUGUUGGUCGUGUGACUGCUUACAAACAGCCAACAUGAGAAUAACCGUUACCACCCCUACAUUCUCGUGAUAAUCCUACGAAUUGUAGCCUUUUAUUCCUCUAG